AGGCGCGGAGCCGGCAGUGGGAGGCGUGCUCCCGCUGGCCCGAGGGAAGGAGCCGUCGACGGCGCCCGGCGGAGCUGACCCGACCCCCACACCCCGGCCGCGGCAUGGAGACGCGCACCAAGCGCAGGCUGACCAACGGCGCCAUCGGGCUGCUCUUCCUCUUCAGCGGCAUCGAGUACGCUGUAAUACUUCCAACGAUCUGGGCAUAUCUUGAGACACUAAAAGCUGAGCCGUACUUUCUGGGUUUGGGACUAUCGGCCUUCAGUUUCAGUGGGCUGAUCGCUGGCCCUAUCCUUGGUCAUAUAUCAGACCGAUCAUGGAGGACAAAGCCCAUCAUCUUAUUUGCUAAUUUGUUCGAGAUUGUAGGAAAUUUUAUGUACUUCAUGGGAUAUUCAAAAUGGUUACUUCUUGGUAGUCGACUUGUCGCAGGCAUUGGGACGGGUGCUGGCGCGUGUAUUUUUGGAUAUCUUACUCGGUCUACCUCUACAGGGGAACGGGCUACAGUAUUUGCAGUCGUCAUGGCUGCGCGGCAGGCUGGCCUGUUGAUUGGACCAGGUUUUAAUUUAUUCCUGAGACUUUGCAACUUCAAUCUGGGGCCAUUUAAAGUCAAUAAAUACACAUCACCUGGGCUGUUCAUGUGUUUAAUGUGGACUAUUCUGCAAGUGAUCAUUAUCUUCAUGUACUAUGACCUUCCGUUGGUUCCCGUGGACAAUUGCAAAGUGGUUUCUGUUGAAGAAGAAGAAGAAGAGCCUCUGAUUGGCGGUGUUGGAGACAGCAGCCGGUGCAGCACUGCUAUUGAACACGACAAAUCUCACGUCCCACCAACAAGUGAAACGGUCGGCGAGAAUAGCGCAGCCGAUGAAGAUCACUACAUUCCCAAUGGCCACAUCGAAGACAGUAAAACCAAUAAUAAUCCAUUUCACAAUUUUAGCGCUGCAAAAGAAUAUCUACGCGAGGAAGUGGUUGUUGUAUUGACAGCACAAUUCAUUACUCUCUUCAAUCAGACUGCACUAGAGACAAUGGUUACCCCAAUGACCCAGAAAUAUUUCAACUUUGGAGAACUGGAGAACAGUUUGAUGUACUGUAUGUGUGGAGUGGAGGUAAUAAUUGGAUUUUUUAUUGUGAGGUGGCUAAGCACUAAAUUUGCAGAUCGAGUAAUUCUGGCACUGGGGCUUGUCAUAUGCAACAUUUCUUGUGUUUGGUGUUUAAUCUUCUUGGCAAAUCCUAAAGGAGGGUUUUCCAUUGUGCUCUGCGAGUUUGUGGUUGGUGUGUUUCUCCAGAUCCUGGGCUUGCCCUUUGUCGCCGUAUCUCAAGUAUCUUUAUUUUCAAAAGUGACAGCGGAGAAAACACAAGGAUUUAGUCAAGGACUGCGUCGAUCAAUAGGUGGAGUUGCCACAAUAAUGGGCCCAAUGUGGGCUGGGGGAUUAAUUAAUAAUCUUUAUAUCAUGUUUGGCGUCAUGAUGGGACUUCUGACACUUCUAACUAUAAUGAUGAUAUUGUCCUACAGUUAUCUGGUUGAACCUGCCCCAUCACAAAUGUCACCUGUGAACAGAAGAAACAUGGAUGAUGACUGAUUAAAAUGUCAUGAACUCGAGUAGGAGUGUACAAGAUGUCCAAUGCUGCUGCUGCGAUGCUUUUUACUACAUAAUGCUGCCACAUUGUAUGUGGACAUUCUGAUCAAGCAAACCUUUUGUACGUGGUGAUAAAUGUAAAGAACAAUAUAAUGUUAUAUAAAGUGAUCGGAGAAACUAGAAAGGCAAUAUUAAAAUGUGAACAAAAUAAUGCAGUCCUGUUCAUUUCAGGUUCUCUCAGAGUAUAUCGUUUCUAGAAUUUAUAUUUUAAAUUGCAGGACAUGAUUUUGAGAAAAUUUAUUUUUAAAUCACUGUUAAAUAGACUGCAUUUAAGAUAAAAAUCACAUUUUCUGCAUUCAAAUGUAAGUGUGCAUCAAAUGUGUUCUGAAACUGUGGAAAAUAGACAAUGUUAGAUGUGACAGUGUGUCAUAAAUGUAUUUGAUGGAGUAUGUUUUGUAUUGACGAUGAACCCGACUGUUUUAAAAAAGAACAUGUAAUAAAUAACUAAUUUAAUUCUGAUUUCAGUUAUCUUGUAGAAAACUAGCAAAUUUGUCUGCCUAAUGGCAAAUUUAAAUGUCGAGCAUCGUAAGUAUUAACUUCAAACCUCUGUGCCUCACCUGGGCUCGCACCUCCAUCUCCCCUCACCCUCCCCUUCCACCUACUUUCCUCCCUCGAGCUUCACAACUUCAACUCUUUCGCCUCCUCUUUUCAUUUCUGACUUUUGUCCAUCAUCUGCCUAUCAAAACCUCUCACCUGUAUCAACCUAUUACCUGUCCAGCUUUGUCCUGCCCCUCCCCUUUUCAAGCUUUCGUUCUCCCCCACCCUCCUGCUAAAAUCAGUCUGAAAAUGGGUCCCGACUUGAAAAGUCACCCCCCAUUCUUCUAAAUUUCAGCGAGUACAGGCCACUGCCGUCAAACGCCCAUCAUAGGUUAACCCACUCAUUUCUGGGAUCAUUCUUGUAAACCUCCUCUGGACCCUCUCCACAGCCAGCACAUCCUUCCUCAGAUAUGGAGCCCACAA
Molecule: messenger RNA, 2591 nt
Organism: Leucoraja erinaceus (little skate)
Lineage: Eukaryota; Metazoa; Chordata; Chondrichthyes; Rajiformes; Rajidae
Gene: mfsd8l1
Product: major facilitator superfamily domain containing 8-like 1
Exons: 13
Coding region: 105-1574 (489 amino acids)
Biological process (GO): transmembrane transport
Molecular function (GO): transmembrane transporter activity
Source: RefSeq, a predicted model, not a curated record